Fusarium redolens is the source of this 1068-nucleotide messenger RNA. RefSeq lists its product as uncharacterized. The coding region runs from base 1 to 1068 and encodes 355 amino acids. The record is from RefSeq and is a predicted model, not a curated record. NCBI's taxonomy places the organism in Eukaryota, Fungi, Ascomycota, Sordariomycetes, Hypocreales, Nectriaceae. The transcript has a single exon.
AUGUUUCACCUCUCUUCCAUCCUCACAGCCGGCCUCGCCCUCGUCACCGCCGUCAACGCAGCCUGCGGCGAUGGCUCACCGCAAGGCGUAGUCUCCGGCUCCGGCACCUUCACCGCCACCGUCAACGGCGCAAACGUCUAUACCGGCACCGACUACCGUCUCGCCAUCCAAACCGCCCUCGACCGCAUCAGCAGCGGUCAACGCGUCACGGUCAGAGCAUCAGGUAGCAUCGGCGCCAACACCAUCAGCAUCACCAGUGGAAAAACGUUUGAAGUCUGCGGUACUUUGAACGUUGGCAACAAAUCUGGUCGUGGUGCUAUUGAAGCUAUUAACCAGAACGAUGUCAAGAUUCCUUAUCUUAAGAUGACGGGUAAUCCAUACUUUGGUUUGAGAUUCUCGGGUACGAGAAACUUGGCGCUUGGCGACAUUACAUUGAAUCUUAGUGGCGGACUUGGAAUUCGUUUUGAUCGCGAUGCGAACUGGAACUAUGAUGUUUCUAUGGGCAACAUUGUGGUUACUGGUGCUGGGAGCCAUGCUGUUGAGACUUUCAAGAUUGACGGUCUUACUAUCACGUCCGUCAAGGCCAAGGACGUUGGUGAAUGUGGAUUACUCAUCCAGGAGUCUCGAAACGUCCGAGUUGGUUACGUCGAGGGUGUCAACGUUGCAACUGGCACUGGCUAUGCUACCCUUCGCUUCGCCAACAACAACGGACAACUCGCCAACGGUCAAUACACCACCACCAAUGUCUUCGUCGACAAAGUCUACUCCCGAGGCGGUGGUCGCGGUAUCUUCUGUGUUUCCAUGUCUGGUGCCACUGAGAUCAAGAACAUUGACCUCGCUGACAAUGGAAACAACGCUAUUCUCAUUGAGAACUGCUACAACUUUGCUAUUCGAGAUGGAGUCAUCAACAGAGGAGGCGAGGUCCGCGUUUCAGCACGAAGCGAGUUCCCCAACACUAGUGGCAUCUACGUCAAGGCCCAGGUCAAUAGCAACACUGUUCGGGAGUCUCCUUGUGCUGACAACAUUUACUGGGGUAUUACUGGUAACGCCCAGAAGAACAUUUGCUGA